This is a messenger RNA of Penicillium maclennaniae, 672 nucleotides long. Its product is annotated as GNAT family N-acetyltransferase. Gene Ontology annotation, molecular function: acyltransferase activity, transferring groups other than amino-acyl groups. NCBI's taxonomy places the organism in Eukaryota, Fungi, Ascomycota, Eurotiomycetes, Eurotiales, Aspergillaceae. The transcript is spliced from 3 exons. Bases 1 to 672 code for a protein of 223 amino acids. The record is from RefSeq and is a predicted model, not a curated record.
AUGCCUGCCAUGCUAGAAGAUCCCUCUUCCUACAACCCCCCACCCCAAGCCCAUGUCCAAGCCGCGGGCUCUCUAAUAGCCCGACACACAACACUACCAAAAGCCAAUGGGGCCGGGAUCACUCUUUACCCGAUCACAGGUGGUCCGUCCAGCGUGCCAAAGGACCUGAUCAAAUUCCUGCAUGCGGAGUUCAGCGCGGAGAUCGAGCGCGGGUCCACGUAUCCCAUGGAACAGCCAAUGGAAUUAGAGCAAUUUGCCCAGUACUGGUUCGGUACAUUCUGUGUACUGGCUGUUCUGGAUGAGGCAAGUGUUGAGGGAUUGCAGGAGGGGAGGGACUGGGCGAGGGUUUGUUUGGGGACUUUCUAUAUCAAGCCUAAUUAUCCCGUACGAGGCCGCUGCUCGCACAUUUGCAAUGCAGGCUUCAUCACCACCGCUGCUUCGCGUGGCAAGGGCGUCGGACAGGCGAUGGGCGAGGCCUACCUGGAAUUUGCGCCGAAGCUGGGAUACAAGUACUCUGUCUUCAACCUGGUCUUCGCCAACAACCCAGCUUCGAUCCGUAUCUGGGAGAAAUUGGGCUUCAAUGUGAUCGGACGAGUGCCCAAGGCAGCUCGCCUUGCGAACAGCGAGGAAUUGGUUGAUGCUCUGAUUUUCGGACGGGAGCUGGGUCAGUAG